Molecule: messenger RNA, 1155 nt
Organism: Arachis duranensis
Lineage: Eukaryota; Viridiplantae; Streptophyta; Magnoliopsida; Fabales; Fabaceae
Product: histone acetyltransferase MCC1-like
Exons: 5
Coding region: 243-995 (250 amino acids)
Biological process (GO): N-terminal peptidyl-methionine acetylation
Cellular component (GO): Golgi membrane
Molecular function (GO): histone acetyltransferase activity; protein-N-terminal amino-acid acetyltransferase activity
Source: RefSeq, a predicted model, not a curated record
UUAUAGAUCCAAUUACAAGUCUUUUGGCCAAAAAGCAUCACCAUCUCAUCUUCUCUUUCAAGUUAUCUAUCUAAUUCAUUUCUGUUCUGACUUUUUUCUUUCAGUUUCUAUGAGUAGUUUAAUUUAAACUCAGAAAUUGAUAUUCAGGAAUGAUCAAUUUGAAGAUGACAUGCUGAAGCUGUUGUUGUUUGAUUGGUAGUAAUAGUAACUUAGCUAGUAUUAUUCCACAAUUUCUAAGCUCAAUGGAAAAUAAAGAAGUAUUUAGUAAGAGAGAAAUAAAGUACAGGUCAAUACAACCUUCUGAUGAACACACUUUACAGCGUAUCCAUGACCAACUUUUUCCCAUCAGGUAUGAAUCUAAAUUUUACCAAGAUGUGGCUAACGGGCGAGGCACCGAGUCGUGGGGAGCCGUCGACGUGAGUCGCAGUGAUGGUCAGAGUGAUGAACUAAUUGGAUUUGUGACGACUCGGAUUGUUCCUGCAGCAGAAGUUGAGGUUAAUUAUGUUAAUUACUUGAAGCAUGUUAUGAAAAAGAUAGUGAGUAUCCAUGGAAAUGACUUAGCCAAAUCAGAUGAAACUUUAGUCCAUGUUUUAACGCUAGGAGUGGUGAAGGAGUAUAGACAUCAUGGAAUAGCUUCUGAUCUUCUUAAGAAGGUGAUUGAAAAUGCUUCUAUGAUUCAAAGUUGCCGCGCUGUUUACUUGCAUUCGAGUUCUGAGAACGAGGCAGCAGUCAAUCUCUACAAGAAAAUGUCUUUCAAGUUAGUAAGAAAGUUGUCAAAGUAUUAUUCAUUCGAUGGCAGACAUUCGGAUGCAUACUUAUUUGUUUACCCACUCAAUGGCGGUCGCUUUCAUCGCUGGCCAUUCGAAGUUCUGAUAUCAAUGUUGAGCUGUGUGAGGAGCGGCUUGGAGUCUUGGGGGACAAAAAUGAAGACUGAUACAUCUCAAAGCAAGAAAAGUGGUACACAACAAAACAGAGGCAAGUUAGCUUGCCAUUAGACUCGACUCUAUAUGUAGUAUAUGAUAUUUUUUGGUGUCUAUGAAGUAUAUCAUUUGGAUCUUUCUGAAAUUUAACCCAAAAUAAUUUGUGACUCUCAUUGUAAUAGUUGGCAUAGUUCUUCACUUGUCAAAUAGGAGGGUAGAUAUUAUUAAAACUUAA